AUGAAACCUUUUAAACCCUCCCCUUUUGGCCAGAAAUAUGCUAUAGAAGAUAAUCCGUUUCUUAUGGAUGAUAUAUCAGGGCAAGAGAAUUCUAUAGUCAGCGCUAUCCAAAACCCUACAAAUUGUAUGAUUUAUGCAGAUGCAGGCGUACCAAGUAUUCACAUACCAGACAAGACCAUUCCUAAAGUAAUACAGUUAGUUGGAAAAGGAUUAAAUAUAAUACCAAUCAUUCCCACUGGAGUUAAAGCAUUAUUUAUUUCAAAGAAUUCAAUCAAGAAUUUAGUUCCAAUCGAACAGCAUCCUACACUUGAAAUUAUUGAUGCGUCAUAUAAUAUUAUGGAAGUUGCUCAAAUUGAUCCACCAAUAAAUCUUAAAGCUUUGAUAUUAGCAUCAAAUGCAAUAACAGAACUUGCUUCAACUUGCAUAUUAUCUAAUUUGCAGAUAUUAAAUCUCAGUCAAAACAAACUUACAGAAUUUAACACAGAAAUUUGUCCAAAUCUUGUUACUUUAAACUUAUCUUUCAACCAGCUUAGAGAAUUCACUAUUUCUUCCAAAUCUCUUGUCGAAAUUUCUCUUCAAAAUAACGAAUUGACAGAAUUAAAUGUUUAUGAAGCUGAUAACCUUUCCAGACUAGAUGUUUCUAAUAAUCAUUUUGAUUCUGUACAAUUUGUCGAAAAAAUACCAAAACUACAGCAUUUUUCUGCAAGCGGAAACAAUCUUGAACAAUUUUGGGAAUCUUACGUUGUUUCUGUUGUUAAAACAAUUGUUUCUAUAAACAAACGUGUUUUAACUGAAGGAGAGAAGGCAAUUCACAACGAUCGUGUUGCUAGAGCCAAUAAACAACAACAAUUUGUUCCAUACGCAUUAAUUUCAGAAAUUCGUACCCAAUUCAAGCAUGUUAAAUCCACAACAGUACAACAAGAAGAAACUCCACAGGAUAUCGUGUCUAUUUGGCUUGCAAGAUCAAGAGAAAAAAAUCAAAGAUACAGAACUGUCGAAUAUCAGUCACGAACCAUCAAAACAUACGCAAACAUAGAUAAAAAUAGAAUACUAACUGUUUACGGACCUCUAUCUUCAAAUGAAUAUUCAAAUAAACCGUUCCGAGGAAUAACCUUAAUUUAUACUCCACUUCAACACGGUUCUGCCAAUUUGAACAACAUUGUAGAGCUUGCCAAGCAGCAGCCUGUUAUGCUAACGCUCAACCACAAUAUGCUAAAUACGUUCAAGGACCUUUUAUUCCUUAGAUUCUUUGAUACAGUUACAAUCCUUAGUAUUGAUGGUAACUUGGCUGCGAAAAUGAAACUGUUUAGACCUUUUGUUGCCUAUAUAAUGCCUUCUAUCAACGUUAUUAAUGGCGUUGAAGUAACUAAUUUGGAAAGAGAAUCUGGACAACAGCAUUUCGCUAAUGUUCUUGCUGUAGCUCUUGGACUUGUCCAAGAAGAGUAA
Messenger RNA from Trichomonas vaginalis G3, 1446 nucleotides. RefSeq lists its product as uncharacterized. Bases 1 to 1446 code for a protein of 481 amino acids. Gene Ontology annotation, cellular component: cytoplasm. The transcript has a single exon. NCBI's taxonomy places the organism in Eukaryota, Parabasalia, Trichomonadida, Trichomonadidae. Gene Ontology annotation, molecular function: protein binding. The record is from RefSeq and is a predicted model, not a curated record.